Molecule: messenger RNA, 2986 nt
Organism: Diospyros lotus (date-plum)
Lineage: Eukaryota; Viridiplantae; Streptophyta; Magnoliopsida; Ericales; Ebenaceae
Product: probable inactive DNA (cytosine-5)-methyltransferase DRM3
Exons: 14
Coding region: 608-2839 (743 amino acids)
Cellular component (GO): nucleus
Source: RefSeq, a predicted model, not a curated record
UCGUAUUUGUUGUCUGCUUCUGAUCUCUCUCUCUCUCUCUCCGCGCUGAUUUCACUGACUCUCCACCGUCGAAGCACAUUGUGGCGAGUGGGGAUGUAGCUUUGCUUUGUUGAUUUCACUGGUGAAAUCUCCGACCAGUUUGUGGCUUUGUUAGUUCUUGCGUCUGCCUUGCCUUCUCUGGACUUGGAUAUAGGCAAUUGUAGAUGUGCCUGCGUGUAGCCUCUUUUGUCUGAUUGUUGAUGUUUGGUUGUGGAGGAAGUGCUCAAUUUGAGGCAUGUCCUUGGCGAUUGGUGCUGGUUCGGAGAAUUUGUUCAAUCAGGGGCUAAUUUCUGUGAGUUUAUCUGGAUACAUAAUGUGAUGUGUGGCAUGUAUAAUUUUGCGGGAAAAGAUGAAUGAAGAUGCAGCUGACUUGCAGCUUUUGAUAGCAGCUGAAGUUGCAACUUUCUGCUAGCGACCAGUGUUUAAAAAAGCGCAUUUUGUGGUGGUUCUAUAAACUGCUGCUUUCUUGCUCUGGUGACCAAUUUCUCAUGUCAACACGGUACAUACAAUCAUUAGCAAUUAGUUGUCUUCUAAUAAGUAAGUGAUCACAGAGAGUGAGGCUAGGACCAUGCCAGAUUUUGAGAGAACUGUGCCAAAGAUUGAGAUUUCAGGGUUGGAGCUGCCACCUGAGAGCAUAACCCCAAGGCAUAUGGGGGACAAUGCUGCUAGCUCAUCAGGGAGCAAUUUGAGAUCGUCUUUCAUAGGGAUGGGAUUCUCACCGUCAGUUGUUGACAAAGUGAUUGAAGAAAAGGGUGAAGCCGAUGUCGAUUUAUUACUAGAGACUCUCCUUGCAUACUCUGUGAGUGAACUUGGUUGUCUGGCUCUUGAAAAACCGCAAUCUGAUUCUUCAGAAUCUGUGGAUGUCUUGUUUAGUGACACCAAGGAUGAAACAGCUGUAGAUAGUUAUGCAAAGGAGGAGCUUCAAAAACCCUAUUCUGAAUCAUCAGAUUCUCUGGAUAGCUUGUUUGGUGAUGACAAGGACGCGAACUGUUCCCCCAAUAUUUUAGGACUCGAACCUCCAAAAGAGGAUCCUGAAGUACUCAGUGAAGUUAUUGAUAAUAGUAGAACAUCCUUGAUAAGGAUGAAUUUCUCUCUGGAAGAAAUCAACUUUGCUAUUGAUAAGCUUGGUGAAGAUGCUCCAAUCAGUGAACUGGUGGAUUUUAUCUUUGCUGCUCAGAUAGCCAAAGACCAAGGCCCUGAUACACGACAUGCUGACGAAGAAAGGAAUGAGGAAACUUGCACGGAAUCCUUGUUUGGAACAAUGGACAAGACACUUCACUUGCUUAAGGUUGGAUUUUCUGAGAAUCAAAUUUCUGCAGCCAUUGAAAAGUGUGGUACAGAUGCUCCCAUUUCUGAGCUUGCUGACUCAAUUUGUGCGGAUGAAAUUAUUGGUACCUGCAAUUACAAAAACAAGAAUUGCAUGACCUCUUUCGGUGGGAACUGUUCAAAUGCUGGGAUUAAUUAUAGAUCUUUGGUUAAAGGGAUAGAAAAUGAUCCAAUUAAACAUUGUUUUGAUGCAGUGGAAGUGAAAACAGAGGACUUUACUCCAGGACGUGAUUCUCAGUACAGGGAUUUUGACUUGGACAGGUAUAAAGGCAAAAGGCCGAAAGAGGAGUAUAUAGAUGGGUUAAGCAGUUUUAAAAAGCCAAAACAAGAAUAUGAUGAGUACUCGAGCAGUGCUCUUGACCCAUCAUGGCUACAAGCAAGAAAAAGGGAGUCUCUGAUUCCUAUACCUCGGAGAGUGAUUGGCCAUAAAGGAGGAAGGGAGGGUGGAUUUGUAUCACCACAACUGUCUAAACCCAUGUCCUGCAGGAGUGUUGAUCAAGCGGUAGCAAAACCUCCAUAUUUCUUUUAUGGAAAUGUUAUCAAUUUAUCUCAAGACUGUUGGACAAAAAUAUCACAGUUCAUGUAUGCUCUGGAGCCAGAAUUUGUAAACACGCAUUAUUUCUCAGCUUUGAGUAGGAAAGAAGGCUACGUGCACAACCUUCCUAGUGAGAAUAGAUUUCACAUUCUUCCUAAGCCUUCAAUGACUAUAGAAGAAGCAAUACCGCAUACAAAGAGAUGGUGGCCAUCCUGGGAUUCAAGGAAGCAGUUGAGUUGUAUCAGUUCAGAUAUCACUGGUAUUUCACAGUUAUGUGAUAGACUAGGAAAGAUACUAAAUGAUUAUAAGGGGCUACUUUCAGUGGAAAAGCAGAGAGAUGUCCUCCAUCAGUGUAGGACAUUAAACCUUUUGUGGGUUGGCCAUCACAAACUUGGGCCUGUGGAGCCAGAACACCUAGAGCAAAUCCUGGGUUACCCAUUGCAACAUACUCAUGCUUCUGGCUUUGGCUUAAAAGAAAGACUUGAAUCACUCAAACACUCCUUCCAGACAGACACCUUGGGUUAUCAUCUGUCAGUGUUAAAGUUUUUGUUCCCAGAAGGGCUUACUGUACUAUCGAUUUACAGUGGAAUCGGUGGUGCAGAAAUAUCUCUGCACCGUCUUGGCAUUCACUUGAAAGGCGUUGUUUCUGUAGAGCCUUGUGAAACAAAGCGGAAGAUUCUCAGCAGAUGGUGGCAGAGUUCUGGGCAAAUAGGAGAGUUGGAGCAGGUUGAGGACAUUCAGAGGCUAACAAGUAACAAACUAGAUAGCCUAAUUAAGAAAUUCGGAGGUUUUGACUUCAUCAUUUGUCAGAACCCAUACGCAUACUCUCCUAACUUUGCUGCGGAUGGUAACAGCCUUUGUGGCUUAGACUUCACAAUGUUUUAUGAGUUUGUCCGUGUCCUGCAAAGAGUGAGGAGUAAAAUGGAGAGGAGCGGAUGAACUGUCCAAAAAACUCGGGAGAAUUUUUAUUUCAGAAUUUGAGAAUGUUCAAAAUUUUUAACCGUUUUAUGUUAGUUAAUAGCAAACUGAUCAGACCCAUUUUCCUGUGAUGCCUCUUCCUUAUUUAUUUAUUUUUUUUGUUCUUUU